AUGGCUCUUUUUCCGGACAUUGGACACACAAACUUGGCGAUUUUUGCCCUGAUCGCCGUCAGUUUCUUAACGCUAGUGAAUACGAAUUUGCUCCAUAGACGCUUCGAGUACAAGUACUCUUUUAAACCACCGUACUUAGCGCAAAAAGACGGCUCGGUGCCGUUUUGGGAAUACGGCGGCAAUGCUAUUGCAAGCGCUGAAAAUGUUCGGAUAGCACCUUCAUUAAGAAGUCAGAAAGGCGCAAUAUGGACCAAGAAUCCUAUUAAUUUUGAUUACUGGGAUGUUGAUUUGUCCUUUAGGAUUACAGGAAGAGGAAGAAUAGGCGCCGAUGGCCUGGCCUUCUGGUAUACUCAAAACAAAGGUGCCUAUGAUGGCAAUGUGUUUGGUAGCUCAGAUAGGUGGAAUGGUUUGGGUAUCUUCUUUGAUUCAUUUGACAAUGAUAACAAACAUAAUAAUCCAUACAUUAUGGCUGUGGUUAAUGAUGGUACCAGAGAUUUUGAACAUCAAAACGAUGGACAAAAUCAAAUGCUCGCCGGAUGCCUUCGCGAUUUCCGCAACAAGCCCUUCCCGACACGCGCACGCAUUGAGUACUACAACAACGUCCUCACUCUGCUGUUCCACAACGGCAUGACCAACAAUGACCAAGACUACGAGAUGUGUUUCCGCGCCGAAAACGUAUUCCUCCCGAAGGGCGGUUAUUUCGGUGUGUCAGCCGCCACUGGCGGGCUUGCCGACGAUCACGACGUGCUACACAUCCUCACAUCCAGUUUACAUUCCCAGCAACAGCAGCAACAACAACAACCCAACGAGGAUCAAGCCAAACUCAGGCAGGAGUACGAAGAAUACCAAAAGAAAUUAGAGCAACAGAAAGCUGACUAUCGCAAGGAGCAUCCUAAUGAAGUGAAGGAACCUGAAGUGGACGACUGGUUUGAAUCGGACAAUCAACGUGAACUGCGUCAAAUCUUCUCUGGUCAAUCUCAAAUGUUUGAUGUUUUAAGAGAACUGCACAAGAAGAUGGACGAAGUUGUCGGCAGGCAAGAACGCACUCUAAGCUUAGUAUCACAAGGCGCUGGAGGACAAGUGCAGGUACCUGCUGCAGGUGGUCAACAGGGCACUGGUCAAGGACAAGUAUAUAUUGAUACCAUCCGAAGGGAUGAAGUCAACGCCGUGCUAAACAAUCAAAAUCAGAUUGUGGCUGCACAGCGCGAAAUGCGGCAGUUUAUCUUGGAGGUGAAGCAGCGCGCUGAUCAGAUUAUCAAUAAUCAGGCGAAAGCGCCCACAGCACAAGUUCAAGCAGUCGGGUAUGACACGCAAUCGAUUAUUUCGGAAAUGCGUGAUGGACUGAAUCACGUCAAGCAGCAUUCGCAAUUAGUGUUGCAACGACUGAACGAGAAGCCAGAUUGUCCGUCUGGGGGUGGUGGCGUGUCGGUUACGGUAUUUCUUGUUACUAUUGUUAUACACUUGGUAAUAGUCUUGGGGUACAAUAUCUACAGGGAUAACAAAGACAGUCAAGCGAAAAAAUUCUACUAGACUCAUCAAUUUUAUAAAAAAAAUUGCGCCGCCACUAAAAAUUGGAACUUGAAGGAGUUAUACUUAAUUUGUCUGAAUGGUUAGUGCAGUAAAUAUGGAUUGUGAGUAUGAUGUCAAUAGUCAUAGGUAAAAUGAGGAUGAUUUGGAUUCUACAACUUGGUUACUGAUGUAUUCAGUUAGUCAUCUUGGUUCACUAGACAGCUAGAUUUAUUUAAAAGCAGUAUUUAAGUCUGUCAACAUUGAGCGAUUACGGGAUCCAAUCUUUCCUACUAACAGAAAUGUGAAGAUUUUGCGCGUCUUCCACAAAUUCGUCAAACAACAAAUGCGUCGAGUGUCAGGUAUCAUCUUCGUCGUCGUCGUCUUUAUAGGUCGUACUUGAAAAGUACCGUCUUUUUGUUAUUUUUUGUGUAUAAAAAUAUAUGAGGAGAAAAUAUUAUGGAAAA
Dalotia coriaria is the source of this 1973-nucleotide messenger RNA. RefSeq names its product protein ERGIC-53 (gene ergic53). Gene Ontology annotation, biological process: endoplasmic reticulum to Golgi vesicle-mediated transport. Gene Ontology annotation, molecular function: D-mannose binding. The record is from RefSeq and is a predicted model, not a curated record. The transcript has 5 exons. NCBI's taxonomy places the organism in Eukaryota, Metazoa, Arthropoda, Insecta, Coleoptera, Staphylinidae. Gene Ontology annotation, cellular component: COPII-coated ER to Golgi transport vesicle; Golgi membrane; endoplasmic reticulum membrane. The coding region runs from base 1 to 1530 and encodes 509 amino acids.